AUGGAAUCAAUCUUUCGAAUAGCCAAAUCUAUGGCAGCGAUCGGGAUAACUGUAGCUGCAUUGGCCCUAGGUGGGCUAUACACCUACCAAUCAUCCAUCAUUUACCCGUCUUCCAUGAAUGGUGCCAGAGCGCACGUAUCAACCCCAGACGAAUAUGGUAUGGAAUACGAGGCGGUAAAACUAACUACCCCUGACGGAGAAACCCUUGAAUGUUUCCUGUUGAAACAAGAUAUAACUAACAAUUACACCAACAAGACCAUUCUUAUACUUUCACCCAAUGCUGGGAAUAUAGGAUACGCUUUACCUAUAGUUCAAUUGUUGUAUGCUAGAUUUAGAUAUAAUGUGUUUAUAUAUAGUUAUAGAGGGUACGGGAAUUCCACAGGAACACCCCUGGAGAAGGGUCUCAAAAUUGAUGCUGACUGUGUCAUGGAGUAUUUGAAACUGGAUAAACAGUAUUCGUCAAGCAAGAUUGUGUUGUAUGGACGUUCGUUAGGUGGUGCUGUUGCUAUAUACAUUGCUGAAAAGUAUGGCGAUUUGGUCAGUGGGAUCAUACUCGAAAAUACGUUCUUAUCUAUACCCAAGACUGUGCCACAUGUGUUUCCUUUGUUAAAGUACUUUACGUUAUUUGUUAAUCAAAUUUGGGAUCUGGAGAGUUUAGUGCCGAGGAUCAACGAAAAUAUCCCUGUGAUGUUGAUGAGUGCAAGACAAGACGAGAUUGUUCCGCCAAGUCACAUGGAUGAGAUAUACAAGAAGUUACCCAGUGAAAUCAAGAUUAAAUGGAAGUAUGAGCAGUCCACCCAUAACGACACGGUGGUACAAGACGAGUAUUGGGAACGGGUUGAGGAAUUCGUCAAUGAGAAAGUAAAUUAG
Molecule: messenger RNA, 870 nt
Organism: Spathaspora passalidarum NRRL Y-27907
Lineage: Eukaryota; Fungi; Ascomycota; Pichiomycetes; Serinales; Debaryomycetaceae
Exons: 1
Coding region: 1-870 (289 amino acids)
Cellular component (GO): membrane
Molecular function (GO): palmitoyl-(protein) hydrolase activity
Source: RefSeq, a predicted model, not a curated record